CUCACUCUCUCUCUCUCUCUAGACUUCGUCGAAGCAAAAACGACGACCACAACUCGGAGACGAAGAAGAGUGGCUCCUCCUCAUCCCUUUCCCUCGUCGUCGCCAUCAUCGCCAUCAUCGCCAAGACCAAUAUUAACGGACCUAACAAGUCAGUCACGACCAUAAGCUUUGAUUCGCUGCACAGACAUUCUCCUUCUGCUGAGACAGAAGUUCGCUCCCCGGAACCGACCGUCCAUCCAUACAAUGGCUGAGUUGACUCAGGCCGAGGUGUACUCCCCACGGUGGACGCUCCAACUGUGGAGGGCGCUUUGGAACUGGCUCGCCUUCUUCUUCCAGAUCUUCCUCCAGAUCCUCCAGCGCUUCGGCCACCACCCUCUCCUCUCUCCCGGCUCCUCCCCUUCCUUCAAGCCACUCCCCGUCGUUGAGCUGCCAGACCUCGAUCCCCCCGUCAACGCCCCCGUCGACAUCUCCCCAGCUUCCGAGGCGUCCACCGCCCAUGUCGGCCGUCCCGACAGACUCACGGUAGUUCUCGACUUGGAUGAAACUCUUGUAUGUGCAUACGAGACAUCAAGUCUGCCAGCUGCUGUUCGUGAUCAGGCAAUAGAAGCUGGCUUGCAGUGGUUUGAGCUGGAAUGUGUAUCUUCUGAUAAGGAAUGUGAAGGAAAACCUAAAAUCAACUACGUGACGGUGUUUGAGCGACCCGGAUUGCGGGUGUUCCUCAAACAGCUCAGUGAAUUUGCUGACCUCGUGCUAUUUACUGCUGGUUUAGAAGGAUAUGCAAGACCUCUUGUUGAUCGGAUAGAUGUAGAAAACUUAUUCAGACUGCGCCUCUACCGACCUUCAACCAUCAGCACGGAAUAUCGGGAACAUGUGAAGGAUCUUUCCUGCAUAUCGAAGGAUCAAUGCAGCAUUGUGAUAGUUGACAACAAUCCAUUCAGUUUCUUGCUGCAGCCACUGAAUGGGAUUCCCUGCAUUCCUUUUUCUGCAGGGCAGCCUCACGAUGACCAGCUCUUGACCGUCCUCCUCCCACUCCUCAAGCACCUCUCUCAGCAAAGAGAUGUGAGACCAGUGCUCUACGAAAGAUACUGCAUGCCCGAGUGGUUCCAAAAGCAUGGAAUCCCUUCCUCUCUUCAAACACCGUAAAACAUAGCCAUUGUAGACGAUAAUGAAGUUGCCAUUCCCUGUACAAUUCCCGAAAGCCAAAGAACUGCAGAAAAUCGUGGCCCCAUUGCAUUCUGUAUAGCAUCAGAAGUCACUGGUGAGUACCCGUAAGUCCCGGAGUCCAUUCUCUGAGGUCCAACUGGAUGCUGGAUGCUGCAUCCACAGCCAUAGUUAUGACCUUCCACUCCUAUGUAUUAUAUAGACAGAUUGAAAUCGAACUGUAAUCCUGUUUAUAUGCUCGAAUGCCCGUGUAUCCUUUGGUUUUUGUCACAUGAUUGCUCGGUCAAUAUUUAUUAUGAAAAAAGCUGUUCCUGGGAUCAUCAUCUCAUUCUCAUCGCAUUCUGUUAAGUGUUAAUUGCAUUCGUUCUUCUUACUAAAAA
Messenger RNA from Punica granatum (pomegranate), 1541 nucleotides. NCBI's taxonomy places the organism in Eukaryota, Viridiplantae, Streptophyta, Magnoliopsida, Myrtales, Lythraceae. The record is from RefSeq and is a predicted model, not a curated record.